AUGGCAGUGAUUGCUGGGGAGGAAAUAACCCCUGAAAUGCUGGCUGCGCGGGCCAAGCUCAGAGAAAAGCUCGGUGCUAUCGGGCAACAGACCGGAGGCAAAGGUACAGUGAGGCGAAAGGCUAAGCGUGUUUUUAAGCCUAUUGGAGAUGACAAGAAAAUGCAGGUUAUUUUGAAACGUUUGGGCACUGCCAACAUUCCAGGUAUAGAAGAGGUCCAGAUGAUCAAGGACGAUGGGAAUAUGAUCCACAUAGUAAAUCCAAAAAUUCAAGCAUCUCCCAGCUCCAACACAUAUGUCAUAUCGGGUAAUGCAGAGGAAAAGGCAAUUUCAAUACCACAAUUGUUGGAUCAACUAAAUGCAGCAGGUAUUGACUACAAGAAACAUGGUUUGGACCCUGAGGUUCUGAAGCAGUUCAACGGGAACGACAAUGAUGAUAUCCCGGAACUUGUUGAAUCAUUUGAGGAGACUUCCAUUAAUACAUAG
Babesia microti strain RI is the source of this 483-nucleotide messenger RNA. RefSeq names its product nascent polypeptide-associated complex subunit beta. Gene Ontology annotation, cellular component: nascent polypeptide-associated complex; cytosol. The record is from RefSeq and is a predicted model, not a curated record. The transcript has a single exon. NCBI's taxonomy places the organism in Eukaryota, Apicomplexa, Aconoidasida, Piroplasmida, Babesiidae. Bases 1 to 483 code for a protein of 160 amino acids.